This is a messenger RNA of Paramecium octaurelia, 1756 nucleotides long. Lineage: Eukaryota; Ciliophora; Oligohymenophorea; Peniculida; Parameciidae. The record is from the annotation of a GenBank genome assembly.
AUGGAGACUAAUCAAAACAAUUUAUAAUAAGAUUAAGAAAAUGACCAUUAUUUCAUCUGCACUAGUCCUCAAUGUCAAAAUAGAGGAUGUUUCCUACCAAGUAGGAUUCAAAACAUUCAUCAAAAUUGCAAUGUCCUGUCAUAUAAGUAAUAUGUAGAUUCAAUUGAAAAUAAUAAUGAUUAAUUUUUCUAAUCAGAAACCUUUCAGAAGUAUAUAAUCUAAUCAUAAGAUUAGUUACGAUCAAAAAUUAAAAUAGUAUUUAAAGAAGAUCCAAAAAUUACAAAAGGAGUUGAAAGAAAAAUCAUUAAUAUUCAAUAAGUAGUCACUUAACUUAUAUUUAAAGUAUAAAAACAGAAUUAAAUGAAGCGAAUGCUUACAAAAAUAAACUAAAGCAAUUACUGUAAGAAUUCAAAGAUAAAUUGACUCAAUCAAAUUUUGAAGUGCUAGAGCAAGCAUAUUAAUCAUACAGUAUAUUUUGUAAACUUAAUUUAGGACAAUAAAAAUCUAUUAAGAACAUUCAAAGAAAUUUUUAAAUAAUUGAAAAUGAAUUGAAAAUAAACUAAUAUCUAUUAUCAAUCGACUAAGUCGAAUUAUAGGAUGACGAUAAUUCCAGUGAUGAAGACUCUAGCGAUGAUGAAUCUAGUGAUGAUCUAAACACAAAGAUCUUAAAUCAAUAAUUAGACCCUGAAGCAUAAGAACUAGAAAAUAAAUACAAUCAAGUGUUUAAUUUCUUAAGGAAUAAUGCCAAAACUUAAGUUUAAUAACAUAAUGAGGAAUUACAAUCCUAAUAACAGGAAUAAAAUUAAUCCUAGUAGGGGGAAGAAUAAACUAAUAUUAAAUUUAUUGAAAAAUUAGGAAAUAAUUUAAUCAUAGUUGCAACUGAGAACCAAUUAAGAAUAUACGAUUUAAUAUCUAAAAGCUUUUAAUCGAUAUUAAAAUAAAUUAAUGCUAAAAUCACAUCACUUUAAGUUACAAAUUUUGAAUAAGUAAUUGUUGUUGGGAAAUACGAUGGAGAUAUAGGAGUCUUGGAUUGGAACCCGAAAUAAAAGUCUACCUCUAAGUAUUAAUUGAUAUAAUGUGUUGUAGACCAAGAAUUUUUAGAGUAAGUAAUGAAGAAGGAAGGUUAUUCGUAGAAAAAUUGCAGUCAAGACAUAUUGCAUGUUUAGGGAGAGAUGGAAAUUGUAAAAUUUAUGAAACAACUAAUUUCGAUGUUAUAAACAGCUUUAAAUUAGAUUAAGGAGACAAAGUUGUUCCUACUUGUUUUUUUGCAAUAUCUUAACUAUAAUUCUUUAUUGGAGCUGAGAAAACUUUGUUUUUUAAUAAAAAAAAAAUAGACUACAUUUUUAAUGGAAAAAUAAAAUAAAUUUGUUAGUUUGGUAAUAGAUGGUUGGUAGCAGAUGAAACAACCAUUUACAUCUUAGUAUAAAAUGGAGAAUUCAUUUCUUUACUCAAAGAAUUCCAUUUUUCUCCAAAGCAAAUCAUUUAUAUGACUACAUUUUAUCAAAGCCAAUGCAUUUUCAUCAAUACUAAAUCUGCUAAAUCUGAUGAUUACGAGAAUCAAGUUGCUACUAUAUAGAUAUCAGGUGAAUAAGUAGAUCUUCAAUUAAAACAGCUAGAUAUGAAGAUUCAAGUAAAGUUGCUGAAAGGAUAUUAAAAUAACAAUGAAACUUUUCUAUAUGGAAUUGAUGGUUUUAAUGUAAUAGAGCACAAGAUGAUUAGAGAUAAUGAUAAUUUUAUAGUUUUAUGAGUAUUUGUU